CCAACACCCCAUUGAGUUCACUUUUGUUUUCAUUCGAGUGUCAGACUAACUAGAUAAAGAAAAGAGCAUCUCCGGAGCUCUGACUAAAGAAAAGUUGCAUUUUCCGUGGUUUAGCUCUUUGUACUACAGUGUGUGGAAAGGAAGUGAACACACAAGAUGAAGUUACUAGCGUUAGUGCUGGCGUCACUAAUCGCCAUCUGCCUAGCUGAACCAAAGCCUGCCAUCAACGAAGUCAAAUCGAACCAGCCACAGCAAAAGCCGGGUCGAUUUCUAUCACUGCCGGUGCCAGAAAAAUGCGCAUCACGUACGAAAGCGUUCAACUACCGUGGACACAAUUAUUUCUACAGUGCCCACGUACCAGCUUUGGCCGACAAACGCGUCGACUGGCUGGACGGGCGUAACAUUUGCCGUGAAUAUUGCAUGGACCUGGUGUCACUCGAAACACAGGAAGAGAACAAUCUCAUCUUCCGUUUGAUUCAGCAGAACGACAUUCCGUACAUCUGGACAGCUGGUCGCUUGUGUGACUUUAAGGGCUGCGAAAACCGGCCCGAUCUGGAGCCGAAGAACGUCUACGGAUGGUUCUGGUCCAACAACCGCGAGAAGAUCCAAGCCACCAACAAGAUCCCCAACGGCUGGGGCUACAACCCAUGGAGUAAAUCAGGCCACAAAAAGAUCCCACAACCGGACAAUGCCGAGUUCGAUAUCAACCAAACGACCGAGUCCUGCCUUUCAGUUCUUAAUAACGUAUACAACGAUGGCAUCGGAUGGCAUGACGUUGCCUGCUACCACGAGAAACCGUUCGUGUGCGAAGAUUCAGAAGAACUACUGAAUUAUGUAGCUGCCACAAAUCCAGGAAUCCGUCUAUAAUUCUCCAUAGAAAGGUCCACUAGAUAAGCGUAAGAGCAUCUCCUCGAACUCAGCACCCGUAAGCUUUACCAGAAAGCUUUCUUCCACAAACAACGCACCAUGAUUAAGCAAUGGUACAUUGUCCUCAUCGUAAUUGCCACGAGGAUGAACCACACCUAUCUGUGAACUAGAAGCUGUUCUUUCAUACUCACCAACAAACCAAUAAAAGCUAAGCAGCAAUGUCGACGAAGGUAGAAAUUUUGAACUCAAAAUAACAUUUUCCAAACAGCACAAAAAGAAAACAAACACUGCGAAUGUUACCUUAAUAUGUAUUUAUUUUAAAAAUAGCAUCUUGAAGGUACUUUACCGAGUGAAUUUCUUCAAACUAAAAUUGCUGCGAAAUGAACAACACAAAGGUUAAAUAAAAAGUGAAACGUGAAAUUUUUAAAAUUAUAAAAAAUGU
Molecule: messenger RNA, 1309 nt
Organism: Wyeomyia smithii (pitcher-plant mosquito)
Lineage: Eukaryota; Metazoa; Arthropoda; Insecta; Diptera; Culicidae
Gene: slf
Exons: 3
Coding region: 157-867 (236 amino acids)
Source: RefSeq, a predicted model, not a curated record